AUGGUCGCCCCUCGACCGUCGACCUCGUUCGUCGCGACCCUCACACGACGAAUCAGGCCCCAACCCCCUACACGACCAUUCCAUCUCCCAUCUCCGACCCCUCGCUACCCGACCACCUACCUUGAAUCGACGCCCCCACGUCGUUCGAUCGUCUCCGUCGCAGCGUUCAAGAACCUCCUCUCGCGCCGUCGUCAAUCCGAGAAGGACGUCUCCGAAGCGCAAUCCAUCAACACGGCCAAAGCUUUGGACAAGGAAGUCGCGUUGAAGAGCUCGGCGCCGAAGGGUUUGUUCGAUGCGGUCGCGGAGGAGGAGGAAGUCGUUGAGAGCGUUAAAAUGGCCAGAGGGCAGGUUGGUAGGGCGACUUAUGUGAGUUGCUGUUGAGCGGUUAUUGGUCAUGUGGGUGGCGGGGGUCAGGAUGAGACUGAGGCUAGCUAUAUGGUGUACAGCACAAAUCGAGUACGGCGAAUUUCAAGACGUCGAAACGCAAGCUCAACGACCUCAGUCGCUUGAUCGCCGGACGAGGCGCCGAUGAAGCCAUUCUGCAACUGCAGGUGCGUGUCCUUCCACGGUUAGACUAAGAACACCUUUUCGUGCUAAUGGUCUGAAUGUCUCCUUGGCUGGCAGAUGUCACCGAAGAAACAAGCGCCGAGGUUGUUGUCCAUGUUGGCGCUCGCUAGGGACCAUGCGAUGGCCAAAGGACUCAGCCGGGAUCAACUCGUCGUUGGUAAGUCGGGUUCGAAUUCAGAUCCGAGGGUGAGCAAGAUUUGAGACCGAACGUAACUGUGAUCACCUUCUCCCAGCGCAAUCCUGGACGUCCAAAGGCCCCUCCCUCAAACGCGUCGACAUCAAAGGCCGAGGACGUUUCGGCACCAAACACCACAACUCUGCCAAACUACACGUCUUGCUCGCCGAGGGAAUUACGGAGGAGGAAAAGAGGAGACAGAGGAAGAAGGACCAGUGGAGGAAGAGUAUUCGGGGGUUGACGGAGGGGGAUGUUGGAGUUGGCAACGGAGGAAGACCGUUGAUCAACGUUGGGGUUGGGGAUUGGAGGUGGUAGAUGGGGCGUGUGGAAUGAGAUUUGAAAACCUGUCGGCCUGCAGUGACUUUUUCCGCUUUUUUUUUUUUUUGCAAAAUCAUGCUCGCCGAAGAAAUACCCGCGAUCUUAAGUUAACCGCCGCCGGGACGCGAUGGCACGCGACGGCCCAAUCCAAAACGCCAGGGCUUGGCUUUCCGCGAGACUAAUAGCGCUCUAACAGCGCUCUGCCAGGCUCUGCCUCGCUCUGCAUUCUCAUCGCAUCGCCGAGGAGCGGAUUCCCGUCGUCGUGUCCCGGCGCCGAGUUGCUUCGUCUCCUCCGCGCCUGGUCGACCACACACGAGACACGAGCGCAGUACGCGCAGUCAGCACCCGGUCAACACUUGCCAUCGAUUCCGACCCCAAAACACGCCCCUUUGACGCCUUCGAACGGUCUCGGACUUGGACUUGCGCCUCGUCGCCGUGGAGGGACCGCGAUGGAGCAGCCGAGCAGCGGCGGCGGUGGCUCGGCGUUGCUGCUGAGACUGUUUGAGAGCGAUUUCUUUGAUGUGCACUUGUGUGUCGCCUAGUAAGUACCCUACGCGUCUACUUGCUGUUGGCGUUGAGGCAGUCCGACGCGAUCCACGUCGCUCGAAACGAUCGGCAUUCCGAGAGUGGUCGGCUCGGGUGACACGAUGCGCUACGCGUCGCCUCCGAGCCAACAUGACCUCGCCGCCCACGAUUCCCGAUUCCCGAUUCCCGAUUCCCGAGCUCCGGACAUGCCAUUAUGGCCUGAACAUGACCGGGCCAUGCAAUACCAUCGCUCGGAGGCUAGUGCUCGCCAACCAAGCCUCACAUCGAAUGCAGCAACGCGACCGGACCCGAACCGGCCUCGCCUCUCCUCUCCCGGCGGCACGUCGAGCUGAUGCGAUGGUCGCCUUAUCCCAUUCCACAGCCUCAAGAACUAUCCGCAUUCGAUCGGUAUCACACAUUACCUCGUCAAUCGGCUCAGAGGUUUCGCCGCAGACGACGUCGAGUUCUAUUGGCCCCAGCUGUGGUCAGUGCCCCGAGCCUCACUCUGUCGAGAGCUACCAAAUUCGGGCUGCCAAAUCCGACUCCUAACCCCCCACCGCUCCCCCCUUAGUUACCUCGUCAUCACACGGCCUACACCUUCGGUCGCGUUGGAGAACUUUAUCCUCGAACGAUGUGAAAGCGACGCCCACAUUGCCGUCAUCGUCAGUCUGUACCAGAUCUUUCUCGGGGGAAGAUCUUGCUAACCUCCAGGCGACACCCACACCCACCCACAGACGCUGUGGUACCUCCAAUCCUCGCUUUCAGAUCUCUCCUCGAUGCCCAAGUCGGAACAAUUCGCCGUCUGCCGUCGCGUGUACAAUCGCGUGCAAGCCAUCAUCUUCACCGACCCUCCGACACCUCCCCCCAUGACCCCAGAACCGAUGGUUAGCGACGUCUCGGCCGUCAAACCCCCUUCCAAAGCCGACCCCGUCGAUACGGGUCUCCCACUGGCCAAACUGAAUGCUCCGACGGCGAUGUUUGUCGGGUUGGGUAUCUUGGCCGCGUCGAUUGCGAUGCCAAGAUUGGCGAGUACGACGGGCAAAGUCGCCGUCGAGCAGGCGCGUAGAGUCGAUCAGAUCACCAAGUCCGAUUCGGAUGCUGGUAAUGACGCCGAGGAUAAUAGUGCGAGUGACGAGGAUCUUCCGUUGGCCAAGACAGCAAGGUCUACAGCCCCAGGCGCGAAAUCGAAGCCACCAGCAACGUCGAACGGGGUCUCGAGAAAGAAUGGACUGCCGACUCUUCUUGGCGACUCGCCACGGCGCGCCAGUACGAGCAAGUUGCCGUCGUCGGGGAAACGCCAACCAAGCUAUGUACCUGGGGCACCCAUCGAGGCUUCCUCCGCGAGCAGCGCCUCAGCUUUCCUGAGCUCGCUAGCCUCGCAUCCACAAUCGAAAUCACAUACGUUCCUGCCGACGACGACCACGUCUUUAUCGACUUCGGGCCCAGCCGGGGAUCGAUCACGGUCGACGACGACUGUAGGACGUGCGCUGACGACGGUCACCACCAAGAAGUCGGGAUGGGCCAACGACCCGGCCACGGCCAGUCCUUUGCUCGGUCGACGGCGUCAGUCCGCGUUCCAUCCCCACGCCUUCUCGUCCUCCUCUGUCCCUUCACUCCACGUACCCUCUCCGGGCUUCAUCAACAACCCUUCGAGCUCGUUUCUCAGUGGAGUGACAACACCAGGCUAUGGCCUGCCUCCGGCCUUCCUGUCCAAGCUAUUGCUAUUGCAAGCCUGUCGGUCACAAUUGGAUCUACUACGGUCCUUGCAGGACAUCUCCACCCGACUGGUCCUCGUUCCGAAACCAGCUCGACUUUCAUCCCUUCGCGCCGAACUGACCGUCCUCAACCACGGCCUACCACGAGGCUGUUCCCUCGGUAUGCCAAGUCGCAACUACCACCCCAUAGCUCCCCCCUCAUCCGACAAAGCUCAAAAACGCAUCCACUUCAAACCUCAAGCACGAAUCGUUCGCAUCUCCCCUUCGGAAUCGGUCGUACUCAACUCGGCCGAUCGAGCACCUUUCGUCAUUCAUGUUGAAGUGCUCGAGACUGAUCUGGAUUUCGAUCCUGAUCGACGGCAGAACGCGGAGGACUUGCGAAGGGCCUUGCAGGAAAGGGAGGGCAGGUCGUCGUCGGCUGGUGGUGGAGCGGUGAAGGGGAAUGGGCACGGACUUGUGGGUGCUGCCGGAUCAUCGACGAGCGAUUUGUCGGGCGCGAGGAAGAACUCGAUCAUGGUCUCGAGGGGGAGUUUCGAUCAUGCUUUGGAGAGGCAGAGGUUCUCGAGUGCGGGCGCGAGCUCACCUUCCCUUCUGGCGUCGUCGAGCAAAGAAGUCCCAGCCUUGAGCCCAUCACGAGCGACUGCGUCCAAGGUGCCGAGGGUGCCGGAUAAUAGAGGGGAUAUCUCCUUGGCUUCUUCCGAAACGAGCAAGAGUUCAACAUCGCAGCAGCGACUCGAGGCCGAAACGUUCGAGGAGCCGGAAGGGGAAAUGGAUCUGGUCGAACAAUUAUACGGCGACGUCUCGAUCCACGACGCGCCUUUCUCACCUCGCGAAGCGGAGGAAGAAGAGAUCCACAAUCGUUCGGUCGACGAACAAGCUUGGGCAAGGGCUUCGACACCUACUGCGACGGGUCCACCGGCUGAGGAAACCCUUGGAGUGGGAAUGAUCGACCGGCCGAUCGAUCGACCCUUGACGCCUACGACGCCAUCCAAUACGAGGCCUCCUCUAUCGGCUUCGUCUUCGUCUUCUCCCGCCGUUCCGACUUGGUCCAAACCCGGUGGGAGAUCCGUCAGUUCCCGACCUGCGAUCUCGAUCGACGACUACGCCGAUCGCAUGCGUAUGGCCGCAGUCAUGCUCGCCCAACUUGAUGCCUCCCAAGCAGCCACAAGAGGCGUCGUCGCCAAAGGUACCGCAGCAGCAGGGACAUUGGUCGGUCUACCCGUUGCGACCGUCGCGGGGAUAGGGGGCGUCGUCGGAGCGGGGUUGGGAGCCGUCGCUUCUCGUUUACCUUUUGGUUCGAACAAGGUGGCUGCGACGGGUGCGGCGUUGAGUGCCGCGGCUGCUUCGAACCCUGAAGGACAAGUAGGCCAAGCUUCGUCGGGGACGACGACGACGUUGGAUACGACCAGUGCGGCGGAUGGGACCUCGGCUGUGGCAGGUCAACCUCCUUUGAUGAAUGGACCGACGACGACGCCGACACCUAGUGCACCCCAAACGAGGGCAAGGUUGUUGGCCCCUGCGGAAGCGACGAUGAUUCGCGAACGCAUCAUGAGUGAGAUGAUGGCGUUGGAAGAAGAACGCAUGGCCCGAAUGAGGGAAGACGGUCGUGCUCGGAGUGGUUGGACGCACGCCGUGUCCUCGACCGGAAGUGGUGCUCUCGAAGACGGAGCCGUCGUCAUGCGCGCAGUCAACAAAGACGAUCCGUCCGGUGCGGUCUUCAGAGAAUCCUUUGCGGAUAAAACGGCGAGGAUUCGAGCGGCUUCCCCGUAUGGUCAUUUGGCGAAUUGGAACGUCAUUUCGGUCAUUGUCAAGACGGGCGCCGAUUUGAGGCAGGAACAGUUUGCGAUUCAGUUGGUCAAAGAGUUUGGGAGGAUUUGGGCAGAGGAGAAGUGUCCGAGUUGGGUUUGCUAGUGAGUUGCAAACAGGGCACGGUGUCGCCAUCAGUAGGGACUAACGGCUGCGCUCUUUGAUCAGCUUCCGGAUCUUGGUAACUUCGGAACAGUCGGGUUUGAUGGAGACCAUCACCGAUGCGGUGUCGAUCCAUUCGAUCAAGAAAGACGCGUACACGCGUACGGCCGCCGACGGGACCCAGGUGUUCACUUCCUUCACGUUAUACGACCAUUUCGUCGAUGUGAGUAGUCCGACCCUCUCAUUGAUUGAGCAUGCACCUCGACGAAAGGAGAAACUGAUAUGUGGGGAGUACGAUCCGAUUCACAGACGUAUGGUCCCCCGAGCUCGGGCCGGUUCCGUAAAGCCCAGGACGCGUUCGUCAAGAGUUUGGCGUCGUAUUCGGUCAUUUGUUAUUUGCUCCAACUCAAGGAUCGACACAAUGGCAACAUCCUCGUUGAUCGUGAUGGGCAUCUGAUCCGUGAGUCGCGGCCUUUGCGUGGCCUCUCGUCGACGAGACGGAGCUGACACCUGCUUCCUGGAGAGCAGACAUCGAUUUCGGCUUCCUCCUCUCCAACUCGCCCGGAUCGCUCGGCUUUGAAAUGGCGCCUUUCAAACUGCCGCAGGACUACAUCGACAUCCUAGGUGGAUACGAAAGUGACAAGUUUCUCGAGUUCAAACACCUCUUCAAGCGCGCGUUCAGAGCCGCUCGUAAACACGCUGAGAGGAUCAUCACCCUCGUCGAAUUGAUGCAAAAAGGUGGGUUGAUGCGGGAAAACAAAGUCAACGCGAGAGGGCUUCGAUGGGGACUGACUUGGGGUCGGAACCUUGACAUCAUCUCCAGAUUCGAAGCUCGAUUGUUUCGCCAAUGGCGAGUUGACUUCGCAGCAAUUGAGGGAGCGGUUCAUGCUUUCCCUGACGUCGGCGCAGAUCGACGAGUAUUCGGAGAAACUCAUCAUCAACGCUGCGACGUCCUCGUUCACGAGGUUGUAUGAGUGA
This is a messenger RNA of Microbotryum saponariae, 6186 nucleotides long. Lineage: Eukaryota; Fungi; Basidiomycota; Microbotryomycetes; Microbotryales; Microbotryaceae. The record is from the annotation of a GenBank genome assembly.